UCUCUCUCUCGUUUUCUUUUACUCCUCCGUUAGCUCAGUCUGCCUGGACAACUUGAGUCUAUUGGAGUAAGUGUGAGAGCGAGGAUGAUGAUGAUGGAUGCAGUACCGUGUCGUCUCUUGUUUUUAGCCCUGUUGUUUGGAGCCAGGAUCCAACACACAGAAGCCUUACAAUGCUACUGUCACCGAUGCCCAAACCACACCUGUGCCACAGACGGUCUGUGCUACGUUUCCAUCACAAAAUCAGGCAGCGUCACCACGCAACAGAGUUUUUGCAUAAGUGAGAUUGAGCUGAUACCACGUGACCGGCCCUUCGUCUGUGCACCCUCCACCAAGGACAACACAGGGAUUUACCCCAUGUGCUGUGACACGGACUGGUGCAACAAGAACCCUGACCUCACAACAUUCCCAGUGCCAACACAAAAGCCUCCAGCAUUGGGACCCGUGGCUUUUGCUGCCCUAAUCGCAGGUCCCGUGUGUGUGGUUUGCUUCAUGAUGGUCACCAUUUUCUACAUCUGCCAUAGCCGUUCGGUCAUCCACCACCGUGUGCCUAACGAGGAAGAUCCCUCCAUGGACCACCCCUUCAUUACCGUGGGAACCACACUUAAAGACCUCAUAUAUGACAUGACCACAUCGGGUUCAGGCUCUGGUCUUCCUCUACUGGUGCAGAGGACCAUAGCCAGAACCAUCAUCCUGCAAGAGAGCAUCGGCAAGGGCCGCUUUGGAGAGGUGUGGCGGGGGAAGUGGAGAGGAGAGGAGGUGGCAGUAAAGAUAUUCUCCUCCAGAGAAGAGCGGUCCUGGUUUCGGGAGGCAGAGAUCUACCAGACUGUGAUGCUCCGGCAUGAGAAUAUCCUCGGCUUCAUCGCCGCUGACAACAAAGACAAUGGGACGUGGACCCAGCUGUGGCUUGUAUCAGACUACCAUGAACAUGGCUCCCUUUUUGACUACCUAAAUCGGUACACAGUUACAGUGGAGGGCAUGAUCAAACUGUCUUUGUCCACUGCCAGUGGCCUGGCUCACCUGCACAUGGAGAUUGUCGGAACACAAGGCAAGCCAGCUAUCGCACACAGGGAUCUGAAAUCGAAGAAUAUUCUUGUCAAGAAGAACGGCACAUGCUGUAUUGCUGACUUAGGCUUGGCUGUACGCCACGACUCGGCCACCGAUACCAUCGAUAUUGCACCUAAUCACAGAGUGGGCACGAAAAGGUAUAUGGCCCCAGAGGUGCUUGACGAUUCAAUAAAUAUGAAGCAUUUUGAGUCUUUCAAGAGGGCAGACAUCUAUGCCAUGGGUCUCGUCUUUUGGGAAAUUGCAAGCAGAUGUUCUAUCGGAGGCAUUCAUGAAGACUACCAGCUGCCGUACUAUGACUUAGUACAGUCCGACCCGUCGGUGGAGGAAAUGAGGAGAGUUGUGUGUGAACAGAAAUUACGACCCAACAUUCCAAACAGGUGGCAAAGCUGUGAGGCUCUGCGGGUGAUGGCCAAGAUCAUGCGGGAGUGCUGGUAUGCCAACGGAGCCGCUCGCCUCACCGCCCUGCGCAUUAAAAAGACCUUAUCCCAGCUCAGCCAACAAGAGGGAAUUAAAAUGUAGGCCAGCGGUCGAGGAAAGUCACUCGACUUACCGUUUUGAAAAUUCAAACUAUGAUCACUAUAGUUCUCAUUACCUUUAUCAUUGUCCUUUAUUGCAUAAUCCUCUGUCUUCAAGAGAGGACACAAGCACUUUGAAUGAAGUUUUGCAGUUGUUUUGCGUUCCUUUUGGUCUUAAUGUUGCGUGUGGACUUGCUGUGGGUCUUAGAGAACAUGAACUCUUGAUGUAAUAACUAUAUCCCACCUUUGGUAUGCACGUCCAUCUGGUCUUGUUGAUAGGCUGGCCCUGAAGAUAAUGGAAUAUCAUUUUUUAUGGGAGCACAGCACCAGACUCCACCAAUAGCAUGGCAGAUACUGAAACUAGCCUCCUGGGUGCUGGGAAAAAUCUGUCCUGCAAGGAAGGGUUUUUUAUUUUAUUUAUACAUUUAGCUUCUUCAGUGACUGGGUAGAAUUGUAGUUGUUUUGUUUUUUUUUCUCCCAUGGAGGGAUGACUUUUUGUGGUUGACUCAUUUCUUUGGGACCGUAUUAUUUGCACCUUGAUUUCCUUUUCACUUAUCACUGCAGUUCUUCAGGUCAGCGUAACGAAAAUAUUUUCGUUCUUUUCGUUUUCAUUUGUUUUUUGCAAAAACUAAACUGGACAUGACCUCAUUUAGUCUUGGCAAACAUGCUGUGACAUAUGCAAUAUAGAUAAAUCUUAUCUACUUUAUAUUUUUACUGCUCUGCAAAACAACUACAACUUCAACAACGAUGACAACCAUGCCUUCCAAGCCAGGUGUUACCAGAAAGUGACACUGCUUUGAAAAAACCCACCCUCAUGGUGUGAGCUGGCCCCUUCAGUCGCUGUCGGUCUUAAAGUAUUGAUGUUGGAGAGAUUCUCUGUAAAGUUUCUUAUGUGAUGUCUCUUAUGCACAAGGGGCCGCCACACUCAAAUUUGCUGGUGCCAUUUUUCAUUUUCUGCCUCCUCAUGAUGUUCAUUGAUGCAGCACUGAGGGAUGUAACAACAACAAUCCAGACCUCUUCUCAUUUUACAGCUUCUUUUUUCGGACAAUAUGUACUUUUUCAUGGAAUUGCUGCAUAUUGGGAAACCAAUGACUGACUCAAGUACCCUGACGGUGCUGUGAUCGGACACCCACCUUUGUUCUCUGGUUUGAUUGGUCGAAACUGGGAAACUGAUGAGGGUCUGCAGGCCAGUGCAGAUUGUUGCUGAUGCUUCAACAAAGCUUAGAGUUGCAAAACUACUAUAUCAAGGAUGGAGUAUAGCAAGGACUAAGUAACUGUCGCUUGAUGCAAAGAAAAUGAAGAGUAGCCCAGGGAUUGGACAAAAACAAUAGAAUUAUUGAAAGAAACCAAUAGCAUUACUGAAAGUUGCCCAAUGAAAACAUAUGAUUAGAAUAUUUCUUAUAGUUAAGCUUUUGUUCUCAGUGUGCAAAAAUGGUACAUUCAUUCUAAAUAUAGCAAAUGGAUAUUUACUAAGCCAUAGGUUUUCCAACAUUUUGCGGCAACUUUUUUCUAAUAGAAUGUAAACAAAAAGAGAAAAAUGAAUUCAAGGACUGCUUUAAAACUUUGAAGCAAGCCUUAAGGGACCAAUCGAACAUGUCGAGGUUGUUUGUUUUGUUGUAAAAAGUUCUGUUUGAAUCAACUAUAAUAACACAGGAGGGUCAAUACAGUAUGUAACAGAAUACAUAAAUGUAGCAAAAGAUCAAGCAGUUUAUAUGUCCAUAGAGGUGAACUGUGUUGCCACCCAAACAAGCUGGCUGUCUAGUGUUUCAAAGCUGGAUGAUAUUUGAUAGCAUUGUUUUUCAUAGCUGCGUUUAUGUAUGAAAACUGAAACGGCUCUCUGAACUUGGCUAAACCAGUUUAAGUUAUCCACUUCUGAUGAUACAGUGUUUUAAGUGUGCAUCUUGAGAUUUUAUUUACAUGCAAUCUUACAUUUCUAGACACUAUUUUUUGGAAAAACAUAACUAGUUUCUUAUACUGGCUAUACAUUCAUUGCAUUGAUCAUUAUAGUCAAGUAAGAGCCCUUUGAAAAAACUGGAAUAUUUUAAUUGGUUUGGCAGUUACUGAAGUUCAAGCGUGUUAAUUGAUGUUGCAAUAUUUUUAAUAUUUUUGGUCAAAUAUUUUGGUCUUCUGUUGUAGAUGACAUUACUGCUAUGCAUUACAAUUCUCAUUUCUGGAGCAAGUAAAGUAAACAGUAACACUUUACAAUAAGGAGGUAUUUGUUAACAUUAUUAAAUGCUUUAGUUAACAUGAAUUAACAAUGAACAAUAUUUUUAACAGCAUUUAUUCAUCUUUAUGUUAAUUUUUAAAAAUACAAUUGUUCAUUGUCAGUGUUAAUUAACUUUUUCUAUUAAUAAUGUAUUAGUAUGUUAAAAAUAAAUAUUAACCAAGAUUGAUAAGUUUGGUAAAAGUUUUUUUUGUUUUUUAAUUAUGAGUUUAUGUAAACUAAUGUAGUUAACCAAUGUUACCAAUAUGCAACCAUAUUGUAAAGUGUUAGUAAGUAUACACUAGUACUUAGUAUGGUGAAUGCAGGUAAACUUUUUUUGUUGUUGUUUUUUUUUAACAUUGAUGAUUAUUAAAAAGUUGCCCAAUUUACCUGAAUUCAACCUACCAGGUAACAUGAAUUGCCCAGAUUACUUUUGGAUAAUUGACAUAUUCAGAACAGGGUUUCUCAGUCCACUUCUUUUAAAUUAUUAUUAGUAUUAUUAUUUUUUUCAUUUGAGUGUAAAAGAACCCACUUCUCUUGUUGAACAGCAGUAAUGACCAUAUGCAGAGUGAUUCGGGUUUUAAAAUAAUCACAAUUAUGAGUUAAAGAGCUUGUUUGAGAUGGCAUUAGUUGAAAUAAUUCAUACUUGUAAAUAAAACAGUGCCAGUCAGUUGGAUAGAAAGUAUUAUUAUGGUCUGUUACUUCUUGAUAAUUGGAUGCUGUUAUGCUGUUUUGUUGGAGACUCAAUAUGAUGUUCCAUACGUACAGUGAUUGAAUGAAUGAAUGAAUGAAUUAGUGACUUCUACAUGUUGCAAAUGCAAAAUUCCUGAAUGAAGUACUUUUUAAUGUGUGGAUAGGAAAUAGUGUCUAUAAAUUUUUUUUUAAAGGUAUAUAAAUAUGUAUGUAUAACAUGUGUCAUGUACAGUUUGUUAAUGAAACUUAAAGAAAGGAAAAUGUGUAAAUUAAACCCAAUUAAAAAAAAAAAAAAACGCAAUGGACAUUGCUGCCAGAAGAGGAUAUGAGCUCAAAGGGAAACAUUAGAGAAAUUGAUAAGGUUGUUUAAGGGAAUGCGAUUGCAGUUAAGCUUUCUUCGACAAACAUUCGACAGUCUUUUCUUCUCCCGUUCAUGCACAUCUCUCAUCAAAGUCGAACACAUCCUAAUUCACCAGCAGCCUUUUGUUUUAAAUUCAAACAUGGUAACAUUUACAUCCAGGUUUCUUUAGUGACAUCCAGGUAUCCUAUUGGCCAUGAAGGUCAUGCCACACCAGCUACAACUUGACAGAAAAAAACACCAUUGCACCUCUGGUUCCACGGCUAACGUGAUUUGCCAAGUAUAAGGCGUGUUUUUAAGGCAGCAUCUUUUGUUGGUCCUGGAGCAAUGUUCCUUUUUUUUUUUUUUUUAAACUAUCCCUAAGCUCUUUAGUUCACCCCAAAAAUAAAAAUUUCCAACCCUACUGUUUUCCCUAUCCCUUACAUCUGAUUUGAUAAUAGCGAUGUUGAUCCAGGAACAGGUCCUACUUGGAAAAAUCACGUUCACUCUGGUUCCACACAAAUGGGCGAGACAGUGAGGUACUUUUCAAAUGGUUCAUUACCUUUUAGUGUAGCUCAGUUUUUCUAUACAUGUCAAACAUUUAGGAAAUGAGGUAUUUGAGAUUGACCAAUGGGAUUUUCUGUGUCCCUCUGGCAUGCACUCGCUGUCUCGCCCUUUCGCAGCCAACAUCCCUCUUGAUGUCAACAACUUUUGUGCCUCCUUCAAACUCAUUUGCAGUGCAUGGGAAAGAGUUCAUUCAUGCCAGGAGAUUUAAAUUUUUUCAGUAGCCAGGCCAGAUGUCUGUGAGGUUGCAUCGGGUACCCUUCUUUGACCCAGACUUUACUUGCAGCUUUUAAUUAAUAAUUCAAGCCUGUGAAUGAUUGAAGGCAAAUUAUGCAAACGUUUCACACUAUAAUGCACUAUGUAGUAUCAGGAGGAUUAAUUCACAGCUUUUGUGUGAUCAAGUCAACGCUAGGGGUGUAUAUAUCUAACCCAAAUGUGACUGACGUGAAUGUUACGUUUUUAAAACCUCGACGUUCCUUGUAAUGUGCCACCAAGUACAGCACAAUUCGCAUAAUUUCAAUAAAGGUAUGCCAUUUUUUUUUUAAGGUGCUGUGAAGAAACACGAGUCUUUCACUUAUUUAUGCAAAUGUAUAGGGUGACACAGUCCUCAGGCUCUCCACUAGCAUUUGCAGUAGUAUUUAUUACAGUUUGUUGAAACACCUAUGCCAAUAUCCAGACACUGUGAGAAAGACCCUUGAGGGACCGUGGACAGGCAGCACCAAAAAUCAUGCAGUUCGAAAACCAUAUGUAGGCCUGCUGUAAUUUGCUAAAAAAAUGUACGAGGAUAUGAGGGUACCUCAAUUUAGGGUAAACAUAAAGCACAAGGCAGAAGUCUGGGUCAUUUAAAGGUGACAGUUAGUUAAAGAGUUAUCCCAGGUGCAUUUCAUUUGGUCAGUUUGUGUGGCUGCUGAUAAAACAUUGUGGAAUGGAAGAGGAAAGCUUUAUCGUGUUUUAUUUGGUGCCUAAGUUUGACUAUAUGUGUUUUUUUUAUUAUUAUUAUUUCACUUAGAAUGAUGCACUGCAUGGGACUUAUUUCUAAUGUUUGCAUCACCUUAAAAAAUUAAAAAUUAAAAGAAGAAAAAAAUAAUUUCAGGAAAAGUUUUACAAAUUGUCAAAAAUACCUCCUCUGAAGACCAAUGUGUUUUUACCUCGGUGUAUAUAUUUGAUUUGUUUACUCCAAAUCAUGUUUCUUUGAAAUGCUGAAAUGACAUUUUAUGUCUGUGGUACUUGUCAAUGGCAUUGUAUUGUAUUAUUGUCCAAACAGUAUAUUCCUUCUUUAAACCUUUAUUUGGUUUUAUUGUUUAUCUCUUUUGUUCUGUAUGAAUUAUAAGUGCUUUACUGAUGUCAUUCUAUACCCUUUAAAUGCCUCAUUCUCAGCUGUAUAGAAAUGCCUUGUUUUCCAAAAAAGAAAAAGAAAAUUCUGGACAAAAUGAGAUGUGCGGGGGUUUCAGAGAGCCUGCAUUACAGAUACAGUAUAACCUGUGCCCCAUGUGAUUUCUAAAGCAUUAUGUAUUGAGUUUUUAUAGCUGUGUACAGACGUACAAAUAAACUGCAUAGGAUCAUAGCAGAGUGAAGCUGAUGUCGCUUUCUAACAUAGUGGAAUAGAGAUGGGUGUGAAUAAAAAAAAUGGUGAAACUUUUAUAAA
Myxocyprinus asiaticus (Chinese sucker) is the source of this 7022-nucleotide messenger RNA. RefSeq names its product transforming growth factor, beta receptor 1 b (gene tgfbr1b). The transcript has 9 exons. Gene Ontology annotation, molecular function: activin binding; transforming growth factor beta receptor activity, type I; activin receptor activity, type I. The record is from RefSeq and is a predicted model, not a curated record. Gene Ontology annotation, cellular component: plasma membrane; activin receptor complex. Bases 85 to 1584 code for a protein of 499 amino acids. NCBI's taxonomy places the organism in Eukaryota, Metazoa, Chordata, Actinopteri, Cypriniformes, Catostomidae. Gene Ontology annotation, biological process: heart development; cellular response to growth factor stimulus; protein phosphorylation.